Molecule: messenger RNA, 1922 nt
Organism: Phodopus roborovskii (desert hamster)
Lineage: Eukaryota; Metazoa; Chordata; Mammalia; Rodentia; Cricetidae
Gene: Setd4
Product: SET domain containing 4
Exons: 11
Coding region: 90-1406 (438 amino acids)
Biological process (GO): positive regulation of transcription by RNA polymerase II; peptidyl-lysine dimethylation; peptidyl-lysine trimethylation
Molecular function (GO): protein binding; histone H3K36 methyltransferase activity; transcription coactivator activity
Source: RefSeq, a predicted model, not a curated record
GUGGGUGGGACUGCACUUCCGUGUGCACCCGCAUCUGCGCCCCGGCUGGCUCCAGACUGGUUGAGCACGAAGCAGGCUCCGGUUUCAAUAUGCAGAAGCGAAGAGGAAGGACAGGGAGAAUCAGAUGGCGAAGGCGGAGCUCUGACUGUAGAGGAGUGAGCGAGAGCCACCGGCCUGAAUUCAUAGAGCUGAAAAAAUGGCUGAAAGACAGAAAGUUUGAAGACACAGGCUUAGUACCUGCCUGCUUUCCAGGAACUGGAAGAGGGCUGAUGAGCAAAACAUCACUGCAGGAGGGACAGAUGAUCGUUUCAUUGCCCAAGAGCUGUCUGCUCACCACGGACACCGUGAUUCGGAGCUCCCUAGGCCCCUACAUUAAGAAGUGGAAGCCUCCUGCAUCUCCUCUGCUGGCUCUGUGCACCUUUUUAAUCUCAGAAAGGCAUGCAGGCAGUCGGUCCCUCUGGAAAGCCUACCUGGACGUUUUACCCAAGUCAUACACCUGUCCAGUCUGCUUUGAGCCGGAAGUGGUGGAUCUUCUGCCCGAACCCCUAAAGUCGAAGGCGGAAGAACAGAGAGCCCACGUGCAGGACUUCUUUGCCUCUUCCAGAGCCUUCUUCUCCACCCUGCAGCCUCUGUUUGCGGAGUCUGUGGACGGCAUUUUCAGCUACGGCGCCUUCCGGUGGGCCUGGUGCACCGUGAACACCAGAGCUGUGUACCUGAGGUCCCCGAGGCAGGGAUGCCUUUCUGCGGAGCCAGACACGUGCGCACUUGCGCCGUUCCUGGAUCUGCUGAACCACAGUCCACACGCGCAGGUAAAGGCAGCAUUCAACGAGAGAGCCGGCUGCUAUGAGAUUAGGAUGGCCUCACGCUGCGGGAAGCAUCAGGAGGUGUUCAUCUGCUACGGCCCCCACGAUAACCGACGGCUGCUGCUGGAGUAUGGCUUCGUCUCCGCCUGCAAUCCUCAGGCCUGUGUGCCUGUCCCAGGAGGGACGCUGGUUAAGUACCUCCCAGCAGCAGAUAAACAGCUGCACAAGAAGAUGUCCAUUCUGAAGGAUCAUGGCUUUACAGAGAAUUUGACGUUUGGCUGGGAUGGGCCGUCCUGGAGGUUGCUCACAGCUCUUAAGUUGCUGUGUCUGGAAGCUGAGAAAUUUAUGUCCUGGAAAAAAGUACUCCUCGGUGAAGCAACCUCAGAUACAAAUGAGAGGACAAGCUUGGGCGUGGCCCAGAGAAUAUGCUCGGCCUUCAUCGAAGAGACUCAGGCUGCGCUGAGCAAGGUUUCUGACAUGAAGGAGGGGAAGACGUUGCUGACGCAUCAGCUCACGCUGGUAGAGGCGCUGCUGAUGGAAGAGCUGAGGAUCCUGCGGGCUUCCGCGGAGAUUGUGAGCAGUUCACUAGCCUGCUUUCCCUGACGGCACGGGAAGCCUGUGAUUCCCUCCUGUGGAGGGCGGACUUCCCGCGAUUUCACUGCGGUUGGAAUAGACAGACUUUUAUAUGAGGUUGUUUGAAGUCUUUGGAUGGCUUCUAUUAAACAGUGAUGUGUCAUAUCCCUCCCUUCGCUCCUCCCACGGCAUGGCGUGGGGGCUGCUCCCAGCACCGGGAAGGAUGUCUGCAGGGACUAGGCAUUGGGUAGCUGAGGACAGAGUUACACUUCACACUGUCGUUCUAUGGAAGUGAGCGAGCGGCCGUGGGGAAGAAGGGCUAGGCUGUGUGAUGAGCUGCAGAGUGGGAGCUGUAAGGGCCAGGCAGCCCUGUGUUCCGUUUCCGGGCGUCUCCUGUUUCAUUUCCCUCAUCGGCUGUUAAUGGUCAAGACGUGAUCCUCUGAGACUCUCAGGUACUCUCGCCUGAGGGACAAGUUGGGCCGGGUGGCUCUGGUGGCAUGUGGUAGAGGGUUGGCAGUGUUGGGCCGCCCAGACCUUCCCUCUGUA